Molecule: messenger RNA, 5367 nt
Organism: Rhopilema esculentum
Lineage: Eukaryota; Metazoa; Cnidaria; Scyphozoa; Rhizostomeae; Rhizostomatidae
Product: nuclear receptor subfamily 2 group F member 1-B
Biological process (GO): regulation of DNA-templated transcription
Molecular function (GO): DNA-binding transcription factor activity; zinc ion binding; sequence-specific DNA binding
Source: RefSeq, a predicted model, not a curated record
UCAAUCCACAGAAAACAAGGUUUAACGUUAUCUAAACCUUCCAAUUACGAGCGUUUUUGGAAAAUUGAUAUUUUCAGCUGGUAGUUUUCUAGAUAGCUGGAUAAAGACCAGGGUAGCCCCAUAAAUACUUUUUUAUAAGAAUACCUAGGUUUUUUCCUGAGCCUCAAUAUUCUUAAUCUUUUACAAUUUCGAGCCUAAGAGUAUUCUUAAAUUAUUUUCAAGUGACAUAAUGUGCAACUGAGUCGUACUAUGGUGUUAAUGACUCUAAGACCGGAUACAUCAUUUCCAAAACAUAUAGCGUUGAAAUCAUUUGUUUUGCCUUCCAAAAAACUCAAAUUAACAAAAAAUUUAAUUCUUGAUUAAGCUUGAGCUUUGCAUUAUUCUCAAAUUAGUCUUAGAUUUCAGCGAUUUUGAGCGUUAAUAUUCUUAUAAAAUACAUUCCUAUAUGAAAAAGUGUGUAUUGAAAGUGACCAACCUGAAGACGGAGGCUUGUGAUCAGAGUGUCGUACAGCCGGUUAGCGGCAAAAUAUUUUGCGCGUCGCCUUUCGGCCGCAGCUUGCAGGCGCAGAUGCCCUUUGCACAGCGGCUGCAAACAUUUUUGCUCUGUGUUGGAUUUACAACCAUACUUUUGGUUCGGAUACAUGCUCUGGUAUAUCUGCAGUGGUAUUGUAGAUUUUAAAAAGAUGCAAAGUCGGAAAUAUAAAGUUUGACUAACAAAGUCCAUUCCCUUACAAUUUUACCCUUGUGUUGUCAUAAAAGCAACAUAAAGUGUACUAGCAUUAUAAAAUCUACCAUGUAGACUAAAGUCCAUAAUCAGAAUCUGACGUAAAAAAUGUAUUGCAUCAAAGAAUGAACCAUUUUCAAAUUGGUUUUUCUGACAAAAUUGAUCUAGUGUGGUAGCACUGCAAUCUGAAUUGCUUUUGCAUUGCCCAUCUACCUUAAGUGGCACAACAGUUCUUGCUAUUGUCCAGAAUCUAGAAUGCAUUUGAAACCUGGCAAACCAACCCAGACAAUAUGCCUAACCAGGCAGCCACGCAGAAACCAGUGUUUCUAUAGAGGAAGUCUUCCGUCCUGCAAAUGGGUACUCUCUUCCUUGUAAAACAUUGAUGUUAUCAUAUCUUAACAGAUAGUACCGCGUAUUAGUCCAUAAAGGUCGAUUGCCACUUUAUUUCCGGGCUUGUAUUCUAGUCGCUGCGACUUUUAAACAUUGUCUGCGAUGUUAUUGUUGUCGGUUCGUUGCUAGGUGACUGCGAUUACAAAUAUUUAAGAUAUUCGGCAGAGAAGCCGCAUUUGACCCGAGUGCUUGAUGAGACCUGUUAAGGGUUAAGGAUGAACAGCUGACUGGUUAUAAGAAGCAGGGAUCAAUUGUUUUGAAUAAGGAUCAACGUCCGCUCGACAAUAUGCGAUUCUCUGCGAACAACGGUCCGGGUCGUAAGGCCUUACAAGGGAGUACCUCUUGAACCCUUACGUAAAGUAUCUGAUGCGCAUCAAUGCUCAUCUCUCCGUCUUUAAACUAGAAAUUCAUUUUCAACCGCUCAAAGCCAUCGUAUCCAUGGCCGUCUAAUGGAAGAGGACUUUUUCAACUUCUUCGUGAAUAUGCCAGGAUUAUUAAGAGAUGAAAACAGCGACGAUGAAAGUUACAAUGGACGCAUACCAAAAUCUCCCUUGGAAGGUUCUAUGGUCGAUCAGUUUGGCAAUUUAUCAAAUACUUUCAAUGGCCCUCUUAAUGGAAUGCCUAACCCACAAAACUUCAUGUCAGCAUACACAAACCUCCUGCUGCGAGCUGACACUCUAGCAAGGUUCCAGCAAUCAUCUUCUACCAACUAUGGAGUCUCCGGCACAGAGCACGUAUACGAAAUGGCCGCGCGGUUGCUCUUCAACGCCGUCGAUUGGGCCCGCAAUGUCCCGUUCUUUUCUGCGUUGGCAACGACAGAUCAGGUUGCGUUACUUCGAAACUGCUGGAGUGAGCUGUUCAUAUUGAGUACAGCGCAGCAUUGUAGCACGUUUCAGUUUAAUCCAAGGUCGCUUGCGGCUUAUGGCAACGGAGAGAAUGGUCAGAUGAACGGGAAGCGGUCGCCAGAUGACAGCAGCGGAAAUAACAAUCAAGACCACAUGAAGAUGUUCGAGGAUUUGAUAGAAAAAUUCAAGGCGCUGCAGACGGAUGCGGCAGAAUUCUCCUGCUUAAAAGCGUUGGUUCUUUUCAAUCCAGAUACCCCUGGGAUCAGCAACCCGCAGCUUAUAGAAAACCUGCAAGAGAAAGCACAAGCAGCACUUGAAGAAUAUUUACGGCAGCAGCACCCGUCUCAAUCAAGUCGUUUUGGCAAGCUUCUAUUACGUCUGCCGGCACUUCGUCUUAUCAGACCGGGGGCAAUUGAAGGGAUUUUCUUCUCCAGGAUGAUUGGAAAUUACAGUGUUGAGAACCUGUUAAGUGGGAUGCUUAUGUCAGGGAAUACAUUUAACACAAACUAUUGCAGCAGUGGAAAUACAGGCGUGAUGAAUAACUUAGGCAAUGGAGGUUGUGGCCUAUCUGUAAACAAUAACAUGGGAACAGUACCAUGUACAAUGCAAAGCCAGAUCAAUGGCUUUCAAGGCAUGCAGUUGAAUGGCAGCGUGGGCCUGUCAUCUGUCAAUCAAAUCAAUGGACUCGGGACAACACAAAAUCUGGGCUCAGGCAAUGUAAACGGCUUCGGGUCAGGUAUGACAAACAGCUUGAAUGGAAUGCCCAAUAUAAUGAACACUGUACCAUUACAGUUUUCUCCUAAUUUCACAUCCAUGAGCGGGAUGACAUACAAUUUUGGAACGUCGACGCCUGGUAUAAAUGGGCUUGGACUCGUUGGAAAUCCAACAUUGAAUACGAGUGGUAGUACUAUGUCACGUACCCCAAGCAGCGCCGGUUCUGAUGGGGAGAAUGGUCACGGAAGUCCCCCAGGGCAAGGGGGAAACACAACAAAGACCCUGAACGGGACACCACCACGAUAGCAGCUAAACAGAUAACUGUUGUCACUCACGAUUGGGGUAUCUAAUGUCAUGCUGCUGAAGUACGAAUGUUUGACAUAAAGAGAUACUGUGAACAUAUCAAAAGACGUGCUUAAGCUCCUGGUAAAACCAACCGACUUAGGCAGCUAAAGCAAGAAAGUGCAACGAGUUACUGAACAUUCUACUGUAAAUUAUGCUAAUAAAAAGUCUGAAAAGUACAACAAGAGAGAUCCGACACACAAUUUUAAGCAAACCAGAGACUUUUCGACAAAACAGGUGCUUUUCGACACAUCAGGUGCUCGCCUGGGAUUGCUUCCCAAAACCCAUGAGAUAACUUUUGAAGCAACAUUUACAGUUUGCUCCAUAUAGAGACAAGAAAUUGAAUCAUAGAAGAAUUCAAUUAUUGUACUUAAGGGAAUUGAUAUUUUUUCAAUGAUUGUUAUGUAAAGAUAAUAAAUAAAUUACAAUAGAGAAAUAGUCUUCAAAAAGGAAGGGAUAUUUAGAACAGAUUGAAUCAAAUAUAUUUGCUUUACUCUCUCGAGAUAAAAAGAAAAUAUUAUGAGGUGUUGAUAACUGGCUAGUUUGGAGUAAACAUAUUUGUAUCUGGACCAUUUUCAAUAAGAAAUGAAAAACAUUCUAUUUAGCCACUAAUAAAUAGUGAUCAAUUAGAUUUUAAAAUUGCUAGGUUUUAUAAAAUAACAGUCACUGAUAAACAGUGAUAAAUUAGAUUUUUAAAUUACUAUGUUUUAUAACAUAACAAACAGCGAAUUUAAAGAGAAAUGACAAGCAAAAAGAGCUCUCCCAUCCCUGUCACCAUAUUCAGAAACUGUUCUUGAACAUGUAAAUAAUAAAGUUUAACAGCAAUUCAGGGCCAAAAUAUUAGCUUAAAAAAUCAUCUUAAUAGCUGCUGUGUUCUGAAGUAAUAACUGCAAUAAAUUUUGAGCAUAAUAUUAAAAUUGUUAAUUUGCCAAAUAUUGUUAUCUAAACAAGUAGUACUUUGGUAGAUUUUUUAUUCUUAAGUAUAAUGUGAUCCCAAGGAGCAUACAAUGUUUUGUGUUUUUAAUGGGAAAAUAAUGAUACUUACAACAUAUAUUAUUUAUGUAUUAGCAUUACUAGAUAGAUUUAUUUAAUUAGAUAUAAAAUUUUUGAUUAAGUAAAUAGAAUUUAAAUUAUAUAAAUUUGUAUUAUAUGACAUUUAAAUAAAACUAAAAUGUUAUAGAAAGGAUUUAUUUUCAAAUAUUAUGUCUUUAUUGUUCAAGUAAAGGAAACAAGAAAAGAGAUUUGGAGAUGUCACGAAACAUAUUGGGGGAAUUUAACAUACUGUGAAUACAGAAUAAAGCCACGUUUGCGUUUUUUUCGUGUCACAACAUUUAAAAGAAAAGAGAUGAUGAAAAUUACUGUUUACCGUUCUGUCGUAAAUUCCUCGAUGCCGUCCGUAUAGGCAGAGCUGUACACGCUAUUUGGUGUAUAGAACAAAACGGUUUUAAGUUGCUACUCCAAAUUUCACGCUUAAUACGAUAAUUAGACAAUUGUUAACGAGAGAGAUACCAUCUCAAGGCACCAGAAGCAGAAGAGGAGAUACAAUUUUCAUUUUCUUUAUCUGUGUGAUGCUGCAACAAAAAGUCUGAAAACAAGCGGAAAUUUGAAUGCACAUACCUGAAGCAUCUUUAAAAACUCCUUAAGCAUCAUAUAUUCUUGAACUGUUCUUGAAACAUCUUCUAUAGGCAAGCAGCACUGAUUUAGCACUCAGAAAGGAGUUCGUUUUCACCUUAGGACUCCAUUGGUAACAUUCACAAUAGGCAAGCGGCACUGAUUGGCCAACCUCAACAGUCAUGUGCUUGCAUUUCUGAUUGGCUUAUUUCGAUCCACAACUGGGUAUAUAUAUUUCCUAGCGUAGAGUUCUGACGCUUUAUACUCUGAAGAUUGUCAGACGAAAAGAUAUAUAUGUAUCAAAAUGUUUGCUUUUUUCAAAGCCAUUUUCAAUUUUUGUACCACCAAAAGAUUGUUUGAAAGUGUUUUCUUAAGCAUUUUGGUCGAUUCCUAGUCUUGAAAAAGACUUGUAGGUAGGAUGAUUUGUAAAAAGGAGUUUGACUUUUGCCCAACAGAAUGGAGCAUAUAACCUUUGAAUAAUAAAUUGAGUUUGUUUGUUUAUUCAUGUCCACACCCAAAUCUCUAUCAGUUUAAAAAGAAAAUAGCUAAAAUUUUAAUUGGAAGAAAUACAAAUGCUCUCCCAAAGUGCUUGCGUUGCACUGCCUCCAGAACUCCCUUACUCUUGCUUUAAAGAAUCUCAUUAAAACAGAGCCUCUUAUUUGCACUGGGAUCUCGUUCCAAGCACUUGUCCCUGGUAUCCGAAGAACUUUUUGCAAAAGUAUUACAACAGGCACCAGCUGU